ACCGGAGCCGCAGACAAAUGGCAGAACGCGCUGAACAUCAGGCGCGGUGAACGCAAUGAAAUCACGCGUUAGCAGAUGGAUGCGGACAAACAGACAUCAGAAGUGUCAUCUCUGAGGAUCAUUAGACGGACACUGGAAUAUCCGUUAUUCAAGAUGCCGUGGAUUGUGCCUUUUCUCCGUUUCUACUCGAACUUUCCAUUAACUUGCGUUCUUUUUCUACAUCUGUCUGCAGUGCACGGUGAAUGCGCGCGUCCGCCGGUGGAUAACAGACGACGGACAUGUUUUUACUCCUUAGGAAUACAGAUCCGCUCCUGAGAAUGUCAGAUAGUGAUGCAUCAUGAUCGUGUCGCGUCUGUGUGUGUUAUGAUCAGAGGUAUGAUCGGGCUGAUUGAUGGAGGAUCGAUGAUGAUGAUGACGAUGAUGGGCAGAUGCGCGUGCACACACUCACAAUCACAAACAUCACCUGGCAGCUCAGUUUAAUGGAUUACAGACAACUAGAUUUCAGAUUGGACAUUUUCUGAGCUCUUUACCACAUCAUAUCAGGCUGCGGAAGCCAAAGAAAACGCUUGCUGUAGUCCAAGUCAAUAACAACUGAAACAAGCAGAUAUUAUCAUUUGUAUGCCAUGAAAAAAAUCCCUUUGAAUGAGAAGGUGAAGUGGGAAGAAGCUGCCCAGAUUAAAUCAGGGGGGAAAGGAGCGUUAUAGCCAGCAAGAAAAGGACAAAAAGGAAGAUGUUGUGGACGGUGGCUUGGCGGUCCAUAGGGUGGCCUACAUUUGUAGCAUCCCUAUUUCUAGCAGUGGGACCUACAUUCUCUGGAGUCUUUAAUGCCUCAGGAAAAGAUAUUUUUAGUGACUUUGGACAGUUCCAGCUCACUGAGAACAGCCCAGCAGAGCUACGGAAACUCCAAGCCUCUAAUCUUCAUCCUAACUUGUACUUUAACCAAGACGAUAUACCACUGUUGAGGCAAAGGUCAACUACAACUCAUAGCCACAUUUUUAAAGCGAUCCGGACAGCUGUGUUGACCAUGCUCUCCACCGGCCCGCUCUACAUGCCACCCACAAAGCAUGUUGAGUUCACCAGCAAAUGGAAUGAGAUUUAUGGAAACAAUCUCCCUCCUCUGGCCCUUUACUGUUUACUGUAUCCCGAGGACACUGCUGCCAUGCACUUCCUGAUUAAGUUUAUGGACCGAAUGUCGGAAUAUCCGGACUGGAAAGUAACCAGCGCACCCAAUGAUGAAGUUCCAAUGGCUCAUUCGCUCACUGGAUUUGCUACUGCUUUUGACUUCAUCCACUCACUCCUGGACCAGCAGCGCCGAGACCUGUACUUAAAGAAGAUUUGUACUGCAACCAGAGAGCUCUACGAGACAUCAAAGUACCGGGGCUGGGGGAAACAGUUCCUUCAGAACCAUCAAACCACUAAUAUUGUCGCUAUUCUGACUGGAGCAAUAGUUGUGGGCGCACAUGACGUCACAGAGUCGAUGGUUUGGAAACAGGUAUCUGUAAAUUACAUGGAGAAGACAAUGUUUCUGUUAAAUCAUGUGGUAGACGGCUCUCUGGACGAGGGAGUUGCAUACGGGAGUUACACAGCAAAGUCAAUUACGCAGUAUGUUUUCCUAGCGCAGCGCCACUUCAAAGUAGACAACACACAGAACAACUGGCUGCGCACUCAUUUCUGGUUUUAUUACGCCACUUUGCUUCCAGGGUUCCAGAGGACGGUUGGUAUAGGGGACUCAAACUAUAACUGGUUCUACGGACCAGAGAGCCAGUUAGUCUUUUUAGAUUCUUUUGUGAUCAAAAACGGGUCAGGGAAUUGGCUGGCACAGCAGAUUAGGAAGCACAGGCCUAAAGACGGUCCCAUGGGUCAGUCCUUGGCCCAGCGCUGGACAACACUUCACACAGAGUUUAUCUGGUAUAACCCCGACCUUACACCACAACCACCUUAUGGCUACAAUAAGGCCAAGAUGCACAUAUUCUCAAACUGGGGUGUGGUGACUUACGGGGCUGGUUUAUCUGUUGCCCAAGGCAACACCUUUGUCUCUUUUAAGUCUGGAAAGCUGGGUGGCCGGGCAGUGUUUGACAUUGUCCAUGCCAAGCCUUACUCAUGGGUGGACGGUUGGAACAGCUUCAACCCCGGUCAUGAGCACCCCGACCAAAACUCAUUUACUUUCGCCCCGAAUGGGCAAGUAUUUGUUUCCGAGGCUUUAUACGGCCCCAAAUACAGCUUCUUAAACAACGUGUUAGUGUUCAGCCCUUCUCCGACAAGCCAGUGUAAUGUCCCUUGGGAAGGACAGCUUGGCGAAUGUGCCAAGUGGCUGCGCUGGACAGACGAAGGGGUCGGAGACUCGGCAGGAGAGCUGAUCGCCGCUUCUGCCCACGGAGACUCUAUGUUUGUGAGCGGGGAAGCGGCCGCUGCGUAUUCCUCCGCCAUGAGACUGAAGAGUGUGUACCGAGCCCUGCUUCUCCUCAACUCACAGACUCUCCUGGUGGUUGACCAUGUUGAGAAAAGAGACGACUCACCAGUGAACAUGGUCAGCGCGUUCUUUCACAAUCUGGAUAUUGACUUUAAGUAUGUGCCCCAUAGUUUCACAGACAGGUACAAUGGGGCGUUGAUGGACGUCUGGGAUGCUCAUUACAAAAUGUUCUGGUUUGACAGUCAGGGACACAGUCCUGAUACACAGAUACAGGAGGCUGAGCAGGAGGCAGAGUUUAAAAAGAGGUGGACACAGUUUAUCAACGUCACCUUUCCUUUCACAGAUUCGGUGAGUAGAAUGGCGUAUGUGAUGCACGGGCCUUACGUGAAAGUUUCCGACUGUAGGUUCGUUGAAAGCAGUAAGAGUGGGCUCAAACUUUCUCUCGUUAUCAACAACACUGAGAAAAUUGUUUCAAUAGUUACAAAUCACAGAGACAUUGGGGCACGUUCAAGCUACCUGGGCUUUGGGGGUUACGCUAAGGUGGAAGACAGACAUCAUAUUGUCCGGUUUGGCUUGGGGACGCAGCUUGUCUCCAAACAGACCAAGCUGCACAAUCAUCUGUUCGACUUUGGAGUUACGGUGAAUGUUGCGGCUGGGGUAACACUGUGUGUAGCAAUUGUUUUCUUGACCCUACAGCGCAAGUUUUACGUUUGCUUUAGCAGACUGAUGCGUUACGCUUUGCUUUCUGUCUUAAUGCUGUGGAUAACCGAGCUCCUGUUCGUCUCAAACAGCUGUGAUCAGCUCCUGUGUGGAGUAAAGUGGCGCGGAUCCGCCACAGACCCGGAGCUCAGCAAACAAAUGACACUUCAUGACCAGCAUCAGCUCCCUCUACCCACUGUAGUGAUCACAACGCUGCCCGGCUCCGGGUCGGACAUCCUUAAGCACCUUUUCUACAACAAUACAGACUUUGUCUACCUACGCAUCCCCACAGAACACUUGGAUAUACCUGAAACAGAGUUUGAGUUUGACUCUUUAGUAGAUGCUUGUGAAUGGACACGCUCAGAAGCCCAGUAUGGGCGUUUUAAAAUGAUUCAGGGCUGGCUGCAUUCACUGGUCCACAACACACACUUAUUCCUGCAAAAUAUCCCACUCCAUGACACCAGCCACAUGAAACCGGCCCAAAGAGUCAGUCUCUCCCAGGACAAGAGGAAGAGACUGAGGAGACGAGAGUCCAAGGCUGAAAUGAAAGGACGGGUGCGAGUCGACAGGGAUGUGGAGUAUGUGAGAGAGCUGAGGAGACACACGGUGGACUACCCUAACGCCCGUGUCGUCCUGAAUCUGUGCAGCGGCAGCUGGGCUCUUAAGCUGCCCUUUCUCCAAGAAGUCAUCGGCCCAUCUCUGAGGGCCAUCUACGUCGUCAGGGACCCUCGUGCAUGGGUUUAUCUGAUGCUGUACAAUAGCAAGCCUAGCCUUUACUCGCUCAAGAACAUUCCUCAGCAUCUAGCCCUCAUUUUCAAACAAGAUACGGUCAGUGACAGGUGUCCGACCGCAUUCGCAGCCGAGUUCAGAACGCUGUGGCACCUCAUAUCCCGUUCAGAGACCAAUCCUGUGUUGUUGCUGGCUCACCUGUGGCUUGCUCACACGGCCGCUGUCUUCAGAAUCACAUCUACCUUAUCUGAAGAGUCCUAUCUUCAAGUCAGGUUUGAGGAUGUUGUAAAUUAUCCUCAAGACACAGCCGAGAAGAUACACUCCUUCCUUGGAGUCCCCGUAUCUCCUUCGGCCCUGAAUCAGCUGAUGUUCACCACCUCCACAAACUUGUAUAACUUGAUGUACGAAGGGGACAUAUCACCAGCCAGCAUCAACAUAUGGAGGCGAAAAAUGCCAAGGAGAGACAUCAGACUCAUAGAGAACACGUGUGGAUUCCUGAUGAGGCAGCUCGGGUAUCACAGGUUCACUGAUUAAUUAGCUGCUGGCCAGCUGUUGUCCUCGAUCCAUGUAUCUGAUUGAUCUGUUUGAGAUUUGUGUUGUAUUUUUGCACAAAUUUGGGUUGCAAAUCAAGUAAAGUGAAAAUGAAAGAAAUAGGCACAAGAAUUGAAUGUCAGUCUGUGAUUCUGCACCAUGUCCAAUCUAACAUUUUGUACUACAAUGCCUUCAGGACACCGUUUUAGAUCAGUAAGAUGAUUUUAAAAUGUUUUAUAGUCUCUUCUGCUCACCAAGGCUGCAUUAAUUUGAUCAAAAAAUACAGUAAAAACAGUAAUAUUGUGAAAUAUUGCAAGCUAAAAUAGCUGGUUUCUAUGUGAAUAUAUUGUUAAAAACUUUUUUUUAUUAUUGUAAAAGUAUUUCACAAUAUUACUGUUUUUACUGUAUUUUUGAUCAAAUAAAUGGAGCCUUGGUAAGCAGAAGAGACUCUUUUGAAAACAUUAAAAAAUCUUACCAAUCUAAAACUUUUGAGCGGAAGUGUGUGUAUAUAUAUAUAUAUAUAUAUAUAUAUACACACACACACACACACACACACACAUAGUGUGUCUAAGAGAGAGAGAAUUCAUCAAGGACGUAUUAAAUUGUUCAAAAGUGACAGUAAAGAGUGAGAUAUUCACAUUAGUAUCCUUUAUAUUCAACACUGUGUUUCCUGUUGUAUGAUACCAGUGAAAUAAUCGCAGUGAGAUUGUGAUUAAGCACUAUCUACUGUACGUACAGUGGUGUGCAGGUUAAAAAUUAAAGCUUUGCUCCCAUAGUCACAUGAUGUAAGUCCAACGGUUGAAGAAUUGUUGGGUGAAAUAUCAACUGUUCAUAUCCACAAUAGAGUAGCUCUUUAUGCUGUAAUCAGAUAUUGAAUGAUUGAUGAGUUUGCUAAUUUUUGGGACCUUUCUUUUUAUAGAUUAGGUUUUGUGGGCUGAAACAAUGUUUUAAGAAUGGCAAAUUACACAGAAUUAUUAUUGAGCGAGAAUUUCUUCAUUUCACUCAGCAUGAAACAGUACGUGUUCAUAGAAUGUUUUUGUUUUAUUGUUUUCUCGGCGAAGACACUGUAAUAUCUGCCCUUUAUCUGUGUCCACAUCAUCUACAAACCCGUCAUGAAAACAUGCUCUUUCUCAGCCAGAGGGUUUGAGGGUUGUGUUUCCGUCUCAGUGGCCUUGAUCUCAGACUCUUGAAGCUUUUUUAAGGUUUGAUUUCUCAACAUACAAUAAAGAUGAUGUAUAACUUUCAA
Messenger RNA from Ctenopharyngodon idella (grass carp), 5615 nucleotides. Its product is annotated as dermatan-sulfate epimerase-like protein. Bases 731 to 4372 code for a protein of 1213 amino acids. Lineage: Eukaryota; Metazoa; Chordata; Actinopteri; Cypriniformes; Xenocyprididae. Gene Ontology annotation, molecular function: chondroitin-glucuronate 5-epimerase activity. The record is from RefSeq and is a predicted model, not a curated record. The transcript has 3 exons.